This is a messenger RNA of Talaromyces rugulosus, 1752 nucleotides long. RefSeq lists its product as uncharacterized. The coding region runs from base 1 to 1752 and encodes 583 amino acids. The record is from RefSeq and is a predicted model, not a curated record. Gene Ontology annotation, cellular component: box C/D methylation guide snoRNP complex; small-subunit processome. The transcript is spliced from 3 exons. Gene Ontology annotation, molecular function: snoRNA binding. Lineage: Eukaryota; Fungi; Ascomycota; Eurotiomycetes; Eurotiales; Trichocomaceae.
AUGACGCUCUUUAUUCUUACCGAAACCAGCGCAGGCUACGCCCUGUUGAAAGCCAAGGACAAGAAACUCCUCAAGCGUGAUGAUAUCGCUACCGAGGCUGCUACUCCCGAAGGGAUUUCGAACUUAUUGAAGUUGAAAAACUUCCAGAAAUUCGACAGUGCUGCCACUGCCCUUGAGGAAGUGACUGCUAUUAUUGAAGGAAAGGUCACCCCCCGUCUCGCGAGCCUUCUGGACGAGAUCAAGGAUGAGAAAAAGGUGUCUCUUGCUGUCGCCGACCCUAAGCUUGGCAAUGCUAUCGGAAAGCUUCCCGGCCUUGACAUUCAGCCCAUUGCGGACUCUUCUACUGCCGAUAUUUACCGCGCUAUCCGUGAACACAUUCCUACUCUGAUCCCUGGUCUGGUCCCUGAGGAUUUGUCGGCCAUGGCCCUCGGUCUUUCGCACUCUCUGGCUCGUCACAAGCUCAAGUUCUCCCCUGAUAAGAUCGAUACCAUGAUUGUUCAGGCCAUUGCCCUUCUGGAUGAUCUGGACAAGGAGUUAAACACAUACGCCAUGCGCGUCAAGGAAUGGUAUGGCUGGCACUUCCCUGAGAUGGCUAAGAUCAUCAACGACAACAUCGCAUACGCCCGCGUGGUCUUGAAGAUGGGAAUGCGAACGGAUUUCGAAGCCACCGACCUUAGCGAGAUUCUCCCCGAGGAAAUCGAGGGCGCAGUGAAGAAUGCUGCCGAUCGGUCAAUGGGUACAGAGAUUAGCCCCGAGGAUUUGGACAACAUCCAAGCUUUGGCUGAGCAGGUUGUUGGCUUCGCCGAAUACCGCCAACAGCUGUCGAGCUACUUGACGGCUCGUAUGACUGCCAUCGCCCCCAACCUCACGGUGCUUGUUGGCGAGCUUGUUGGCGCUAGGUUGAUUGCCCACGCUGGAAGCUUGAUGAACCUUUCCAAGAGCCCGGCUUCCACGAUUCAAAUUUUGGGUGCUGAGAAGGCUCUCUUCCGAGCUCUCAAGACCAAGCACGACACACCCAAGUACGGUCUCAUCUACCACGCUUCCUUGAUUGGACAGGCGACUGGUAAGAACAAGGGUAAGAUGGCUCGAAUUCUGGCCGCCAAGGCUUCUCUUGGUCUUCGUGUGGAUGCCCUCGCCGAGUGGGAAGACGAUGUCACCGAAGAAGACAAGGCCGCUCUGGGCACUGAAGCCAGAUUCAACCUUGAACGCAAGCUAGCUGCCAUGGAAGGAAAGCCGUUGAAACCCCGCGGGGUUAACAUUGCCCCCAACGGCCAGCCCCAGAAGUUUGAAAUCAACGAGGCUCGGAAAUACAACGCCGACGCUGACGGUUUGACGGGCAACGAAGAACCAGCUGCGCAAAAGAAGUCCAAGAAAGACAAGAAGUCGAUCCAAGAGCCCGAGUCUGACGAUGGCUCUGACUCUGACGAAGAAAUGGACGAUGCCGAAGAGGAGUCCAGCGAAGAAGAAACCAAGAAAUCGUCCAAGAAAGACAAGAAGGGCGGCAAGACUGAUUUGGAAAAACUGGCUGCGAAGGCUGGCCUCAGUGUCAAGAGAUACCAACGCAAGCUCGAACGGGGCGAGAUCUCGUUUGACGCCGAUGGAAACCCAACUGCUAUCAGCAAGAAAGACCUGAAAAAGGCCAAGAAAGAAGCCAAGAAAGCCGCCAAGGACGAGAGCAAGAAGCGAAAGAGGGACCGAGAUGAGGGUGACGACAAGUCCGAGAAAAAGAAGAAGAAGAAGAGCAAGGAGUAG